AUGGCCGUCACCACCAAGAAGAACUUUUCACGAAACCGGGCCAUCGGGCCUCACGUGAACCGACUCAGCAAGUCGCAACUGUACACCAAGAAGGCUCUUUACAAGCGCCCUCACAAGGCAAUCCCAAGCACUAAAGCCCCUGAAGUUGAUUACGCAGCUGCUAAGACUGUGAAGGUUGGAGGUGCCAAGAACGGUGGCGAGCGUCUUGUUCCCGUUCACAAGGCCCCCCGUUUUUAUCCCACGGAAGUACAAUCAAAGCCCAAGAAGCCCCGCAAAGCCCACCGUGCUCCAGGUCUACGCUCCACACUGACUCCUGGCACUGUCAUUAUCAUCCUUGCUGGUCGUUUCCGCGGCAAGCGUGCCGUGUUUCUGAAGCAACUCGAAAGUGGCCUUCUCAUGAUCUCCGGCCCCUUCAAGCUGAACGGCGUCCCUCUGAGACGUGUCAACCAAGCUUACGUUAUCGCCACACAAACAAAGGUCGAUAUUUCUAGCAUGAAGCUUGAUGCAAAGUUCAACGAUGUAUAUUUCGCCAAGGAGAAGAAGACCCGAUGCCAGCGGGCCGAAGCUAAAGAAUUCUUCGCCGAAAACGGCGAGCGGGAGAAGAAGAAAUGCCCUGACAGCCGAAUUGCUGACCAAAAGACCGUUGAUAAAUCUCUAAUUGCUGCCAUUGUACAAACCCCCGUGCUUGCCAAGUACUUGGCGACUCCUUUUGGUUUAUCUAACGGCGAUUUCCCUCACCGCAUGAAAUUUUGA
Messenger RNA from Puccinia triticina, 753 nucleotides. RefSeq lists its product as uncharacterized. Lineage: Eukaryota; Fungi; Basidiomycota; Pucciniomycetes; Pucciniales; Pucciniaceae. The record is from RefSeq and is a predicted model, not a curated record. Gene Ontology annotation, cellular component: cytosolic large ribosomal subunit; ribosome. The coding region runs from base 1 to 753 and encodes 250 amino acids. Gene Ontology annotation, molecular function: RNA binding; structural constituent of ribosome. The transcript is spliced from 4 exons. Gene Ontology annotation, biological process: cytoplasmic translation; ribosomal large subunit assembly.